AUGGUUAGAGGUAUCGUCAAAAUCUUGAUUAGUAAGCUUGGGGUGUUAGCAUAUGGCUCAAGAAUUGAGCAAAUCCUGGGUGUGAAGAUAGUUAACAUGAACAAUUACCCACCAUGUCCAAAGCUUACAGUUGGUGUAGGGCGUCACUCAGACUUGGGAACUAUUACAGUGUUGCUGCAAGAUGGAAUUGGUGACUUAUAUGUUAAAAUGGAAGAAGACAAUGAUGCUGGAAAAGGAGAGUGGUUGGAAAUUCCACCAAUCCCUAGAGCCCUGGUCAUCAAUAUUGGUGAUAUUUUAGAGGUUUGGUAUCUUGAAAUCUGA
This is a messenger RNA of Glycine soja, 321 nucleotides long. Its product is annotated as scopoletin 8-hydroxylase-like. Lineage: Eukaryota; Viridiplantae; Streptophyta; Magnoliopsida; Fabales; Fabaceae. Bases 1 to 321 code for a protein of 106 amino acids. The record is from RefSeq and is a predicted model, not a curated record. The transcript has a single exon.